Molecule: messenger RNA, 1245 nt
Organism: Helobdella robusta
Lineage: Eukaryota; Metazoa; Annelida; Clitellata; Rhynchobdellida; Glossiphoniidae
Exons: 9
Biological process (GO): transmembrane transport
Molecular function (GO): transmembrane transporter activity
Source: RefSeq, a predicted model, not a curated record
UCAAGAAAAGAGAAGAAAAUAUGGAUAAUAAUCUUUUUUAUUGCCGGGGCCAUGUUGUAUGCAUCGAGAACUGCAAUGCCCGUAUGUGCAGUGUCUGUUUCACAAGAAUUUAACUGGACCAAGACUCAAACCGGCUUGGCUUUAUCUGCAUUUUUCUGGGGUUAUGUGACCACCCAAGUUGUGGGCGGUCACCUGGCAGAUAAGCAUGGGGGCGAGUACACCAUAUCCAUAUCCCUGGCAGGCUGGUCAUUCCUCACAUUGAUGACGCCUUACGUAAUUCGUCUGGGACCGCCUACUGCUGCCCUCAUGCACGCCGUCAUCAUGAGGAUUUUUACUGGGUGCUUCCAAGGUAGGUUUUACUACCCUUCCAUGUCUAGCCUGUUUUCCCGAAAGGUGUCUGAAUUCGACAGGGCCUUCAGUUACAGCUUUGCCACAUCUGGGAGUCACAUUGGUACCUUAUUCUCUGGGAUCAUUGGUUCAUUGAUGAAUGAUUACCUUGGCUGGCCACUCACAUUCAUUACCAUUGGUAUAUUGAGUUUCCUUCACUUCCUUGUUUACCAUUAUUUUGUGGUAAGCUUGCGGAGGGUGAAGUUGGCUCAGAUAUCAUCGUCAUCACUGUCAUCAUCGUCAUGGGCGCACACACACACACGUAUUUUUAAAAUGAUGACGAUGACAACAAACAGGGCGAUAGUGAUAGGAAAUUUUUGCUCUGGCUGGAUGUUCUUCAUACUUCUAUCAUGGCUGCCUACGUACUUCCAAGAGACAUUCCCCGAUGCCAAGGGAUGGGUCUACAACACGAUACCUUGGCUGUUCUGUCCUCCCUCUCAGUGGUUCGGUGGCUGGCUGGCUGACCACCUCAUCUACAAGGGCUUCUCCACCACUUUUGUCAGGAAGUUCAUACAGUCGUUGGCAUUUCUUGGGUCGGCAUUGUUCUUAGUCCUCAUGGGUCACUUCGACUCCUACUACUUUGCACUCUUCUGCCUGACUGGGGCCAUCAACUUUUCAUGUUUCCAUCAUUCGGGCAUCUCUGUCAAUGUUCAAGAUAUUGCUCCUACGUAUGCUGGGGCCGUGUUUGGAUUUCAAAACAUGGCGGGAGCAGUACCAGGGUUUUUGGGAGUAUACGUCACGGGAUAUAUCCUAGAAGUUUCCAAGAGUUGGACCGUCGUAUUCAACCUUACCUCGGUCAUUUUGUUGGUCGGCUGGUUUGUCUUCAUAAUGUUUGGUACGGGAAAAAAAGUUAUUUAA